Messenger RNA from Exophiala aquamarina CBS 119918, 1794 nucleotides. RefSeq lists its product as uncharacterized. The transcript is spliced from 3 exons. Gene Ontology annotation, biological process: transmembrane transport. Bases 1 to 1794 code for a protein of 597 amino acids. Gene Ontology annotation, molecular function: transmembrane transporter activity. The record is from RefSeq and is a predicted model, not a curated record. Lineage: Eukaryota; Fungi; Ascomycota; Eurotiomycetes; Chaetothyriales; Herpotrichiellaceae. Gene Ontology annotation, cellular component: membrane.
AUGGACCACGAAGAAGCAUUUGCUGGAGAAGCGCAGGAGGAAGUGGCCAUCGCAAGCAAUAUUCGCAGGCGCCCUGCUGUAGAUACAGGCCACGAUGUGAGGAACGACACACUGGACGAGUACCAUGAGGGUGAGACGAGCCCCUUAGUGAGCCCUCGUCAACAGAGGCGGUCACAAAGGGAAGGCUAUUCCAGAGCCAGGCCAAGUUAUGAAAGAGCCAUUAAUGAACCAUGGACUGGAUCACGCGGCUCGAGCGACCAGUCAUGGUAUAAGAAGGCUUCUAUAUUCUGGCUUCUUCCAGCAUUCUUCCCCUUUUGCCUAGCAUUUGGGGGCAUUAUCGUCCCUAAAACAUAUCUCAUCCUCGACCUUAUCUGCCACAAGUACCUGUCUGAUCGAGCCGCCAAAGACCCAAACUUUACCUAUCUACCUAUAAUCUUUGGGGAGGAAAACGAACAAUGCCGGGAUGAUCAUGUCCAGGCUCUUGUUGCCAACUUCAAUCUAUACAUGAAUCUGCUGUCGGGUAUUUUCUCCGCCAUUGUGGCUCCUCAAUUGGGCGCUCUCUCAGACCGAUAUGGACGUAUUAAGGUGUUGGUCUCCAUAUCCUUCGGUGCCUUCACGAUGGAGAUCAUUACCAUUAUUAUUGGCCGACAUCCGACCGAAGUCUCUGUCUACUGGAUGCUUCUGGGCGCCUUCUUGGAUGGAGUCUCCGGUUCUUUUACAACUGGCAUGGCUCUAGCUUUUGCAUAUGCGUCUGAUUGUAGUCCUCCAGAACGCCGAAACGUCGCUUUUGGCUAUUUCCACGGCACGCUAUUCACCGGGAUCGCUCUUGGUCCGCUUUUGUCUGGCUGGCUGAUCAAAUCGACCGGAACUGUUAUGUCGGCCUUCUACCUGGCAUUAGCCUGCCACGUAUUUUACAUUGUCUUCAUCGCAUUCAUUGUUCCGGAGUCGUUGUCGAAGGAACGCCAACAUCUUGCCCGCGAAAAACGACGGAUUGCAAAGGAGGAGUCCCCUGACGAGGAUUGGACCUUCAAGUUGAGAAAUUAUAAUAUCUUUGAGCCCCUGUGGGUGCUACGGCCCAAAGGUCCAGGGGCGACUCGCGCGCUUCGCCGAAAUCUCUUUGUGAUCGCUGCCAUUGACACAAUGAUGUUUGGUGUCGCUAUGGGCACUAUGCAAAUCCUACUCAUUUACUCACAAUACCGUUUUGGCUGGACCUCAGUCACCGCCAGCAUAUACCUUUCCUCGGUAAAUAUUUGCCGCGUGCUAGGUCUGGUCAUUCUCUUGCCUGCCUUGACUCGAAUCUUCCGUGGCCCAAUGUCCCAACAGUCUAUUGGGCAUGAAGGCUCGGACAUGCUCGACAUUAACAUCAUUCGAGGCGCGGUUAUUUUCGAGUUCCUGGGAUACGUCGGUUAUGCUCUCACACCUUCUGGGGCUGUCAUGUUCAUCUCUGGCAUGGUGGCUUCGCUAGGUGGGAUUGGUUCGCCAACUCUUCAAUCUUCUCUUACCAAAGCAAUUCCCGCAGACAUGACGGGCCAGAUCUUGGGUGCAUCAGGUCUGCUCCACGCCUUGGCUAGAGUUGUGGCUCCCACUAUAUUCAAUCUUAUCUACAUGAAGACAGUUGGUAUUUAUGCUGGAACUGUCUUCAUAUGUCUUGCGAGCAUAUUCCUCAUUGUUCUCGUUCUCAGUUGGUUCUUAAAGCCAGGUGUAUAUCUUCCACACUCUGUUGGCCUCGAACUCAGCGACGAUGAAGACAACAAUGAAACUUCCAUCUCUGCGGAUGCACGCUCCGACAACUAA